Cyclopterus lumpus (lumpfish) is the source of this 2761-nucleotide messenger RNA. It is a transcript of the gene s1pr3a, whose product is annotated as sphingosine-1-phosphate receptor 3a. The transcript has 2 exons. NCBI's taxonomy places the organism in Eukaryota, Metazoa, Chordata, Actinopteri, Perciformes, Cyclopteridae. Gene Ontology annotation, cellular component: membrane. The coding region runs from base 393 to 1547 and encodes 384 amino acids. The record is from RefSeq and is a predicted model, not a curated record. Gene Ontology annotation, biological process: G protein-coupled receptor signaling pathway. Gene Ontology annotation, molecular function: sphingosine-1-phosphate receptor activity.
GGGACAGUCACAGUGUGCGCGAGGAGGACGCCACAGGGAUGAAGUUCAGGACACAACACGAAGUGGAUGUUUGGAGGCGAACACCGCCGUGAUUGGAAACGUUCAUACGGGCGAGAAAAACACACGGAGGGACUUUUGACUUUGUUUUUUUUUUGGCAAGCGCGUAUUUGGACACGAGCGCAUCGUUACGCAGGAGAGAGAAACGCACCUUCUAAAAUACCUUCAGACCUUCAACCAGCGGGAUGUUCAGAUGAGAGCAGUAACUCGGACAGGUCCUUCGGGAGUCUCUGCGAUGACAGUUGUGACCCUGCCUGGUUGAGCAGCCUCGCCUCCCUCUGCUGUGUCCAGUGCCGUGGCGCCCUCUGCUGUUUGACCGAGGAAGGACAGGCAGAAUGGGGACCAGGCUGGAGGAGGGGAUGAACGGCGUCAUCGUCAGCCACUACAACCACUCAGGGAAGUGGGACCGGCCUCGCAGCAGCGGGGCCUGCAAGAUGGCCGUGCUGCUCAUCAUCUGCAUGCUGAUUGUUCUGGAGAACGUCACGGUCCUGCUCGCUCUCUGGAGGAACAAGCGCUUCCACAGUCGCAUGUACUUCCUCAUUGGGAAUCUGGCGCUGUCGGACCUGCUGGCCGGUGUGGCCUACGUGGUCAACAUCUUCACCUCAGGAAGCAACACCUACUUCCUGACGCCGGUGCAGUGGCUGGCCAGAGAAGGGAGCAUGUUCGUGGCCCUCAGCGCAUCCACGUUCAGCCUCCUGGCCAUUGGGAUCGAGAGGCACAUGACUAUGGUGCGUCUGCGUCCGUGCGAGACGGCAGGUCGGGGGAGACUCCUUGGACUGCUGGCUGCUUGCUGGCUCGUGUCGGUGCUGCUCAGUGCCCUGCCCAGCCUGGGCUGGAAUUGCCUGGACGACAUGCCCUCCUGCUCCACAGUGCUGCCGCUCUACGCUAAGAGUUAUGUGGCCUUCUGCAUCAGUGUGUUCAGCGCCCUGUUGGUGGCCAUCAUCAUCCUCUACAUCAGGAUUUACCGCCUGGUGACCUCUAGCGGCCGCAGGGUGAGCAGCCGGCCUUCAGAGCGCUCGCUGGCCCUGCUACGGACAGUGGUCAUUGUUCUCGGGGUGUUUGUCAUGUGCUGGACCCCCCUCUUCCUUCUGCUGCUGCUGGAUGUUGGUUGCAGCCCAAAUAUGUGCCCCGUGCUCUACCAGGUGGACUGGUUUAUAGCCCUGGCCGUGCUCAACUCUGCCCUCAACCCUCUGAUAUACACUCUGUCCAGCAGGGAAAUGAGGGGGGCUUUCUUCCGGCUGCUGUGCUGCUGUCAGACCAGCAUGGAGCACACUGGGACUCCCGUGGUGGGCAACCCCAAUCUGGGCACGGUCAUCCCCACAGUGGAGAACAGCAAGACCAGUGCAGGAGGUGGCAGUGGGGCCGGCAAGUCAACGCUGAAUAGAGGGAAGGUUCCCGCCCCCAUCAACUCUGACCACAAGCAUGGAGAUCCCUCAGCCACUGCUGUGCUGGUGAAGGCGGGGGCGCUGCCGACCCUCAGCAAGUUCUGAGUGGAAGCACCUUAAUGAGGCGUUGCAGUCACACGGCAGCAGACACAGAACGGACACAGUCCUGCUAUCAGCCACUUUUUGUUUAUGCACUAUGGCCAGCGUAGCGAUGGUAUUCGGUUGGAACGAUAACGAUGCAGAUUAGAGUACAAUCAAAAUCACUUAAAGCCACUAUUUACAACAACAUUGUUCACAACACCAGAGUUACUAAUAUGUUGCGUUUGUCUUACACUAUGAUUAACUUUCUAUGUUUCACAUUUCACUGCGAAAUACAAUAUCAUAGACAUGGAUUAAACCAAGGCCGAAAUUGAAUAUCUUAAUUCAUGUCUGAAACGAGACUUGGUAAUGCUUAAAAAAAAAAAAAACAGCAUAUAAUUCACAGUAUUAGUGUUGCGUCUGUCGAUGCGUUUAUUUGAAUGUGUCAUUCAUUACAAGCAAUGAAGAUCAAAUUGGGUGCACUUGCAAGUACUCUUAAAAGCACCUGUAUUUGUCUUGGUAAACUAUUUAUUUUCUGUGAAAACAUUUGCCAUCUUAAUACUAUCGGUAUACCUGUUUAAAAUAGUUUGUGUGCAUAGAAAACGCCUGGUACUAGGACUUAAUUAUUGAUCUUUGUUAUGAUUUGAGAUGCACUGUAAGAGAAAACAAGACCAAAAGUUUGUUCCUCAGACUAGCAGCCUGCGACACACACACACACACACACACACACACACACACACACACACACACACACACACACACACACACACACACACACACACACACACACACACACACACACACACACACACACACACGGUGGCUGAAUGAAAAAUGACAACUACAUUGCCAUCAUUAGAUUCUUACCACUACGCGAGAGUGUAAAGAUUGUCCUCACUGUGGUUGCCACGGAAACAACUCUCAUCGGUAUAGGGUUCAACUUCUGUAUGGUGGCCAUUUUUUGGACUGUUGAUUCUCAGCUCUACAUAACCAACUCAUAUUUCGGUCUCUUUUGCUUCCAUUGCUUCCGAUGAGCUCAUCAAGAAACCACUCACACAUGUCAACUAACCACUAGUGAAUAAGAGUGUUGGAUGUGAAUUAUUUAAUGGUGGUAGACUGUAAAUAAAACGUCUGUCUAAGUUGGUGGAGUGCCUGAUACCAUUAUAUAGCAAAUAAAAUAAAAUCCUAUUCCCUUUUAUGAGAUUUUUACACGUGUCAUGUUUUGAUAUUGAAUCAAUGAC